Larimichthys crocea (large yellow croaker) is the source of this 943-nucleotide messenger RNA. RefSeq names its product methylmalonyl CoA epimerase (gene mcee). Bases 87 to 608 code for a protein of 173 amino acids. The transcript has 3 exons. Gene Ontology annotation, biological process: L-methylmalonyl-CoA metabolic process. Gene Ontology annotation, molecular function: methylmalonyl-CoA epimerase activity. The record is from RefSeq and is a predicted model, not a curated record. Gene Ontology annotation, cellular component: mitochondrion. NCBI's taxonomy places the organism in Eukaryota, Metazoa, Chordata, Actinopteri, Sciaenidae.
CCACACACGUGGGUCCGUCUGUGUCGCAGGUAAACAGGCUCUACGAGAAACUCUUCCCCUGCUAGUUUGGGUUCCGACAUACGAACAUGGCGUCCGCCGUGCUGAAGGUUGCAGUGGCAGGUUUCUCCAGGUGUUCUCGUCUCACACUCAUGAGGGCACAUUCAACGACAGCACCCCUCCAUCAGGGCGUUCCUGGAUCGCUCUGGAAGCUGGGGAGGCUGAACCACAUUGCCAUCGCUGUCCCUGACAUGGAGAAGGCCACGGCUCUGUAUCGGGACGUGCUGGGGGCCACGGUGAGUGACAAGGUACCCCUGCCCGAGCACGGCGUCUACACGGUGUUUGUGGAGCUCGGUAACACUAAGCUGGAGCUGCUCCAUCCUCUGGGGGAGAAGAGCCCGAUCGCUGGCUUCUUACAGAAGAACAAGUCUGGAGGCAUGCACCACAUCUGUAUCGAGGUAGAUGACAUUACCGCUGCGAUAGCCGACCUGAAAGCAAAGAACAUCAGAACUCUGUCAGCAGAACCCAGAAUAGGAGCUCACGGGAAACCGGUGAUGUUUCUCCAUCCUAAAGACUGUGACGGCGUGCUGGUUGAGCUUGAAGAAGCGUAAAGACCUCAGUCUGGCUGUGGGAGCUCAUAUAUUCCACAGUCAGUUUGAUCAUCACUAUGAUAACACGUUGAUUUUGUAAUAUUGGCUUUAUAGCACUUAGGUUUUCUCCUUAUUUCAGAAAUGUGCCUCAAAGUUUCACUGUGGUUCCAGUGCUUAUCUGUUUUCCUGGAAAUAAAUGAUGGGAUGGUGUUGUCAUUUUUUGGACAGUUUCCAAGAAGUGUAAAGUUCAUUGAAUGUUGUCUGUCUGUUUCAUUAAGCAGUUUCACAUAAACAUACUUUAGUUUUACAUUAAAGUAAGUCACAGUCUACAGUGCAUAUAAGAACGUUUAUUUUUU